UUAGUAGAAUAUAUCAAUAAUUCCAUUGGUUUACGAUGGUUCGGCUGGGUCCGGAUCGAUUCAUCAAGAGGCUUUCAAGUCUCUAUGAGGAAAAUAAGGAUCAGGGAACUGUUUGGGUUACCAUGAAGCGAGUUGGGGAAGGCAAAAAACAACCCAAAGAAUCAGCUUGUCUGAUAAGAGCGACUGAUGGUAGAAAGAAAAUAUCGUGUUUGAUAACAAGUUCUUCCAAGAGUGUGGACUUUGAACAGCAGCUUAAUUCAUUGAUGGGGGUGCACUUGUUCGGAGCUGCUACGAGUCAGCAGAAGACGCGGAAACAAUCAAGCUCCUAUAAGAAGAAGAAGACCACCUAGUCGUGAUCUUCAGGUAUACUUGUAAUAAAAAAUGUACACUUUCA
Molecule: messenger RNA, 394 nt
Organism: Galdieria sulphuraria
Lineage: Eukaryota; Rhodophyta; Bangiophyceae; Galdieriales; Galdieriaceae
Product: signal recognition particle subunit SRP14
Exons: 5
Coding region: 36-350 (104 amino acids)
Biological process (GO): SRP-dependent cotranslational protein targeting to membrane
Cellular component (GO): signal recognition particle, endoplasmic reticulum targeting
Molecular function (GO): endoplasmic reticulum signal sequence receptor activity; 7S RNA binding
Source: RefSeq, a predicted model, not a curated record